Molecule: messenger RNA, 1753 nt
Organism: Microbotryum saponariae
Lineage: Eukaryota; Fungi; Basidiomycota; Microbotryomycetes; Microbotryales; Microbotryaceae
Source: the annotation of a GenBank genome assembly
AUGUCAGGCUACCCGGGGGCGAACCGACCCCAUGGCCACCAUCACACGAUGAUGCCCGACCCAAAUGCGUGAGUAACCAAGUCACCCAGGCAGGGAGGGGGUCACGGACUUUGGACGGGGAAGCUGUGCGCGAGCUGACACCCCACCUCCCACUCAUCUCAUUCGCACCCGGUCCGCGCCACCUUAGCUACAACAACUACAACUACAACAAUUAUGGACCACCACCCCCUGGCCCGCCUCCUCAGGGAUACUAUGGGGGACCACCCCCGCCUCAACAGUACGGGGCGGGAGGGGGCUACGACAACGGUGGGGGAGGAGGUUACAACGGCGGCUACGAGCAGCAGUCGGGCGGCUACGUCCCCACCCAACCCCCGAUCCAAAGCCAGUACGUUCUGACCUUUUAUCGCUGCGUCUUUUUUCGGAUCAAGUCCUCACCUUGUGAUUUUUCAUCCAGAUACGCACCUCCAAGCGGGUUCCCGGGCCAGCAAGCCCAGUACAACGGUCCCCCACCGACCCACUAUGGCGAGUUCGACCAGAACCAGGGGCCGUCUCGAUACCAGGGGGACCAGUUCCAAGUACACCAGCAACCCGUCGCGAACGCGCAGAUGUACUCCAACUGCUCCGGAAAACGUCAGUACUCGUUUCUGGCGCCCCCAAGUGCUGCCCAUCCUUCGUUCUGACCUGACAAGCUUCUUCAUCCCCUCCCGCUCUUGGUGGCUGUGCAGGCAAGGCCUUGUCGAUCGGCAUCAACUACACCGGCACCUCUAGCGCGCUCCGUGGCUGUAUCAACGACAGUGACAACAUGAUCAAGUUCAUCUGCGAGCGAUACCACUACAAGCGCGAGGAUGUCGUCCAGCUGACCGACCGACCUGGAUCUUCCAACAUGGAGAUUCCUACUCGCGCCAACAUCCUUCGGGCGAUGCAAUGGCUCGUUAGCGACGCGCAGCCCAACGACUCCCUCUUCUUCCACUACUCGGGCCACGGAGGACAGGCCAAGGACUUGGACGGUGACGAGGACGAUGGCUACGACGAGACGAUCUAUCCUGUCGACUUCAAGAACGCGGGCCAGAUCAUCGACGACGAGAUGCACGCCAUCAUGGUGGCCCGACUGCCACAAGGGUGUCGACUAACCGCCAUCUUUGACUCUUGCCAUUCUGGUUCGGCUUUGGAUCUACCAUACAUCUACUCGACUCAGGGCAAGAUCAAGGAACCCAAGUAAGCUUGCGAUCCGAGUUUAUGUUUUGGCCCUUUGGACGUCACUGACGCUUCGUCUCUCUUUCAGCAUGCUCGCCGAUGCAGGCCAGGGAGCAUUGUCGGCGUUCACAUCGUAUGCUCGAGGCGAUCUUGGUGGCGUCUUCAAAGCGGUGACCUCGGUCGGCCAGAAAGUGAUGGGCGGCAACAAGGCGUCGCAGAUCACGAAGCAGACCAAGUCGUCGAUGGCCGAUGUCAUCUCGUGGAGUGGUUGCAAGGAUUCGCAGACGAGUGCCGACACGAGCGAGGCUGGAAAAGCCACCGGUGCUCUCUCGUUCGCGUUCAUCGACUCGUUGACAAAGUACCCGCAACAAUCGUAUGUGCAACUGCUCAAUACAAUGCGCGACUCGUUGAGGGGCAAAUGUGAGUCGCGAUUCCCCUGUUUGCGCGUGUAAGGGUGCAGAAUCUAUCCUCAUACCUUGCUUUGCUAUCGACAGACGACCAAAAACCCCAGCUCUCGUGCUCCCACGAACUCGACACCAGUUUGUUGUUCGUCAUGUAG